AUGCUGUUUCGUUGGAUGUGGCAUCUGGGUGGCAUGUGGGUGGCAUGCGGGUGGCAUGUAGGCGGCAUGUGGGUGGCAUCUGGGCGGCAUAUGGGUGGCAUGUGGGCGGCAUGUUGGCGACAUGUGGACGGCAUGUGGGCGGCAUGUGGGCGGCGUGUGGGCGGCAUGGGCGGCAUGCGGGCGGCAUGUGUGGGCAGCAUACGGGUGGCACGUGGGUGGCAGGAGAAGAAGCUGCUAGUGGAGAUCAAGAAGACUACCAAGACGGGUAAUGAGGUGGGAGUGGUAACCAGACGGGACUGGUGUGAGUGUAACCAGAGACUAGUAACCAUGACAACCAGCAGCGCGCGUGUUGGCGAGCAGGGGCUAGAGAGACAGGUGGCUAAUCUACAGGCAGAGUGGCAUGCUGUUUCUUUGGAUGUGGCAUCUCGGUGGCAUGCUGGUGGCAUGUGGGCGGCAUGUGGGCGGCAUGUGGGCGGCAUGUGGGCGGCAUGUGGGUGGCAUGUGGGAGGCAUGCGGGGGGCAUGUGGGCAGCAUGUGAGCGGCAUGUGGCAGGAGAAGAAGCUGUUGGUGGAGAUCAAGAAGACAGCAAAGACUGGUAACCAUGUGGGAGUUGGUAACCAGGUGGGAGUGGUAACCAAGUGGGAGUGGUAA
Molecule: messenger RNA, 651 nt
Organism: Closterium sp. NIES-65
Lineage: Eukaryota; Viridiplantae; Streptophyta; Zygnematophyceae; Desmidiales; Closteriaceae
Source: the annotation of a GenBank genome assembly